AUGACAAGGCGCUCUGCUCAUGUUUAUCCCCUUGAUCGGGUCUUUUUUACUCCUUCUACAACAACAUCAUCAUCACCAGCAGCAGAGCAAGGUAUUCGAUCCACCACUACAAGCACCACCACCACCACCACUGUUAUGUCUCUCAAGGAACGUGUAUCACAACGACUUGGACGCUUUCUUUCAAUCAAAUACGACCGCCAUCAUCAUCGUCAUCAUCAUCUACGUAACAACGACAGCUCUUUGCAACAACAACCACAACAAUCAAAUACUACUACCACUACAUCUAACAAUGCUGCUACCACCACUACUAUUAAACAAACUUAUGACGCCACUCCUCAUUUACACAAUCGUCAUCAUGCAUCGAUGCCUCUGACUUCUAAGGAUAUGGUAGUAGAUGGGACCAAUGAUCAUUUUUAUUAUCGCCAAGACGACCAACCGAUAUCUUCUCUCCAAAUGCCGGUGCUUCCUACAGCUUUACGACCCCCACCACGUCCACAUUAUCAUCAUAAUCGACGAGCAGCAAUACAACAGCCAUUCAGUGAUCGUUGUAAAAGUGCCUCCGCCGCUAUCAUGUUUGGCACCAAUAGUCAUUUCGAUAGUGUGCGAAACGAUAUCGCUGCAAAAGAUGACCAUGACGACAAUGAUGAUGAUCGACAUAGCUUUGUCACGUCUUUGGAACAUGUGGAGAGUGAACAAGAGGAUGGUGACGACGACGAUGAAGAGGAUGAUUUGUAUCCACAACAACAAGUUGCCAUGUCAGUGACCAUUUUACCAGCUGCAAUGGCAGCAGCUACUGCUGCAAGAUCUCGACGAUACCGUGCCAGAGCAGCCAAAGCUGCAGCUGCAGCUGCAUACUUGUAA
This is a messenger RNA of Lichtheimia ornata, 861 nucleotides long. RefSeq lists its product as uncharacterized. The record is from RefSeq and is a predicted model, not a curated record. Bases 1 to 861 code for a protein of 286 amino acids. NCBI's taxonomy places the organism in Eukaryota, Fungi, Mucoromycota, Mucoromycetes, Mucorales, Lichtheimiaceae. The transcript has a single exon.